AUGGUAGUGUUAGCCCGUGGGUUGGCGGGGGUAUGUCGUAGCUUGUGCCGGCAGGUGGUGGGGGCGGCGGGGCUGCACGGGGCGAGUCCCGUGCGCAGGCGCCGCUACUCCACAUGCCCCGACGGAAUGAAGGUCACUGUCUGCGGAGCCGCCGGCUGCACAGGGCAGCCACUGGCACUAAUGUUAAAGCAGUGCCCGCUGAUCGACGAGGUGGCGCUGUAUGACCAGUGCGCCACAUGCGGCUUCGGGAUGGAGCUGAGCCACGUGGACACCCGCCCCAAGAUUUCCUCCUACUCCGGCAAGCACAUGCUCUGUGAUGCGCUUAAGGGAUCAGCAAUAGUGGUAAUAGUAGCCCGUGGGACAUGCGACACGUUUGAGGAGAAUGCACCGAUAUUGUCAGAAAUUGCACUUCAAAUCUGCAAUGUUUGCCCCUCGUGUUUCAUAAUAAUAGGCACGGAGCCGGUGGAGAGUUUAGUCCCACUGGUGGGCGAGAUCCAGCGGCUGCGCAGCUGCUACAACCCGCGCAAGCUGUUGGGCUGCGUCGAGCUCAACUGCGUGCGCGCUAACACCGUGCUAGCCGACUUCCUGCGCGUGCCGCCCGAGUCCGUGCGCGUGCCGGUUAUAGGUGGCGCCACCCCACAAACGAUGGUUCCCCUGCUUUCCACGGCUAUACACCCGUGCUCUAUGACUCAAGAGCAGGUGGAAUGUGUGACGUCAUGCAUCAUGGGCGGUACAGAGGCGGUAUGCGCCUCCAAGGGAUGCAAGACCGCGACGCCGUGUCUAGCCGGCGCAUAUGCCAUCGCACGCGUCACUAUCAACGUCGUCAAGGGACUGCAAGGCACCAAGGUCCUGCAGUGCGCAUACGUCGACAGUCUCGGCCUGUGUGCGCCGGACAUACAGUUCUUUGCUAGUGAGAUUAUGCUGGGUACAUCAGGCGUGGAGAAGAACUUGGGCGUCCCGGAACUGUCCAAGUUUGAGAACUGCCUGCUGUGUAACGCGCUGCCUUAUGUCCGCAACGAACAAGCCAGGGCCGUUUGGCUGGUGUACUCGAUGUGCCAGAGGUGCUGCUCAAAGUCCUGCAACAAGCACCCGAAAACGUGCUACACACCGCCCGCAGUGCCGUGCGUGCCGCCCACCAACUGGACCUGCGAAUGUCCCGACGCCUGCCGCGACGAGUACCUGGCUUCGAUCUGUCGCGAGAUGACCUGUCGCUGUGGCAGUACAGAGCUCUGCUGGCGUCCACGCGAGACUGACUACGACGCGGCGCGCGCAUCCAAUCUGACGCACCAGAUGCCCGUCGAGGGACCCUGCUCCGUAUUCGCUACGCCGAGGAGCGUCGCCAUCCAACAGUGCAUCAGGGACAAGUCUAGAAACCCCUGCUUGUCUAAUAUGUAG
Pectinophora gossypiella (pink bollworm) is the source of this 1395-nucleotide messenger RNA. RefSeq names its product malate dehydrogenase, mitochondrial-like. Gene Ontology annotation, molecular function: L-malate dehydrogenase (NAD+) activity. The transcript is spliced from 9 exons. The record is from RefSeq and is a predicted model, not a curated record. Gene Ontology annotation, biological process: tricarboxylic acid cycle. Gene Ontology annotation, cellular component: mitochondrion; cytoplasm. Bases 1 to 1395 code for a protein of 464 amino acids. Lineage: Eukaryota; Metazoa; Arthropoda; Insecta; Lepidoptera; Gelechiidae.